Ogataea philodendri is the source of this 1203-nucleotide messenger RNA. RefSeq lists its product as uncharacterized. The record is from RefSeq and is a predicted model, not a curated record. Gene Ontology annotation, cellular component: Golgi membrane; COPII-coated ER to Golgi transport vesicle; endoplasmic reticulum. NCBI's taxonomy places the organism in Eukaryota, Fungi, Ascomycota, Pichiomycetes, Pichiales, Pichiaceae. The transcript has a single exon. Gene Ontology annotation, biological process: endoplasmic reticulum to Golgi vesicle-mediated transport; retrograde vesicle-mediated transport, Golgi to endoplasmic reticulum. The coding region runs from base 1 to 1203 and encodes 400 amino acids.
AUGGGCCGGGGGCCAAGUAUUUUGAGGUUUGACGCGUUUUCCAAGACCGUUGAUGACGCGCGCAUCAAGACGACGUCGGGCGGGAUAUUGACGCUGGUUUGUAUUUUGACGACGCUGCUGUUGCUGAUCAAUGAGUACGCGGACUAUUCUCGUAUAGUUGUUCGGCCAGAGCUUGUUGUUGAUCGGGACCGGCAAAAGAAGCUGGAGAUCAACCUGGACAUCAGUUUCCAGAACAUUCCGUGCGACCUGCUCACGCUCGACAUCAUGGACCAGUCGGGAGACCUGCAAUUGGACCUGCUUUCGUCCGGGUUCAGCAAGAUCCGGCUCGAUCGUCAGCAGAACGAGAUUGGCCAGGAGGACAUGAACGUGAACCACGAAACGAAGCUUGUUUCUGAGGACCCGCAGUACUGUGGCUCAUGCUACGGCGCGGUGGACCAGGGCAACAACGACAACCUGCCGCAGGACCAGAAGAUCUGCUGCAACUCGUGCGAGUCGGUGAGACAGGCGUAUGCUCGCGUGGCAUGGAAGUUCUACGACGGCAAGGACAUUGACCAGUGCGAGAAGGAAGGGUAUGUGCAACGCGUGAACGACCGGCUGGACGAAGGGUGUCGUGUUCGUGGAGUUGCUGAGAUUGCGAGAAUUGGCGGCAAUUUGCACUUUGCUCCAGGAAACUCAAUGAACCACAGAGACAAACAUAUCCACGAUUUGUCGUUGUACGACAAACACCCGGAGAAAUUCAACUUUGACCAUACGAUCAACCACUUUUCGUUCGGCCUGGACGACCACAGCGUCGCCGACUACAAGACGACGCAUCCAUUGGACCAAACGUCGCACAAGAACGGCAAAAAGUACCAGGUGUACUCGUAUUUCCUCAAGGUGGUCAACACCAGGUACGAGUUUCUGAACGGCAAGAAGGUGGAAACAAACCAGUUUUCCGCCACCGAGCACGACCGGCCGUUCAGGGGCGGCCGUGACGACGACCAUCCCAACACGAUCCACGCCCAGGGCGGGUUGCCAGGAGUGUUUUUCCAUUUUGAAAUCAGUCCGCUGAAAAUUAUCAAUAGGGAGCAGUACAACAAGACAUGGAGCGCGUUUGCUCUGGGCGCUUGUGCGGCGAUCGGCGGUGUGCUGACGGUGUUCUCGCUGCUGGACAGAACGAUUUGGGCGGCUAAUCGGUUGCUCAAGGAUAAAAAAGAUAUAUAA